UCGCGUCGUGCGGACGUGUCUUUCCUCUCUGGAGCAAACUUGUCGCGGCUCGCGUGCUAUCGCAGAUGGGAGAUAUAAGGUACAUGCCCCGCCGUGGAAUAUUACAGGGUUAGGAGCAAGUCGGCGGCAGUAGAUGCCGGCAGCGUGUGUACCGGCGCGCUGUGUCUCCACCCUGCUGGUCCACAACUUGGCUCUGUCUCUACUUGUGCUUGGGUACGUGUUUCUCGGUGGCGUCCUCUUCCAGAGGUUGGAGUCCGGCCACGAGCUCAAGCAGAGGGCUGUGGUACGCAACUUCCGGGACGAGUGUCUUCGGGAACUAUGGACCAUCACAGAACGACUAAAUGUCCUGUACGAGCGCAACUGGACGCAUUUGGUCGACGCGCAGCUCCGGAAGUUCGAGAAGAGCGUCGUCGAGGCUACAAAGAAGAACGGGUACGACAUGAGGGACUCGGACCUCCACUGGAGCUUCAGCGGAGCGGUCCUCUAUUCUGUCACUGUUGUUACUACCAUAGGUUAUGGAAACGUAACGCCUCGCACCGCUGAGGGUAAAGUGAUUACGAUGCUCUACGCCUUAGUUGGAGUGCCUCUAAUGUUAGUUUGUUUGUCGAACCUGGGGACAAUGUUGGCCCAAACCUUCCAGUCAGCAUACUCGCGUCUAUGUUGUGCAACACCUAUUCAGAAGUGCACAGGUAAUCACAGGACGACAGCGCCACCCCGAGGGGAGCCUCGCAGCACGCUUGUUGCCGUGGGGAGCGAUACUGGGAGGGCAGUCUGCUCCCUAACUCCUGAGGCAAGGCAGCUGCUCAGAAAACAGCAUCUCAACCCGCAAGAUAGAGAUUCUGACGACGAUGAUCCUGAUCAUACAAAAGGUUCUCGUCAACAUGAUACACCCUCACGAGUGCCUCUGAUAUGGAGGGCACCGGGAGAGUCUCGGCGGGCUCCCACACCCCCUCCCAGAAAGACUCCCCCUUUGCGGCGUUACCCGCCUCAGCGCGUUCCUGCCGCGGUAGUACUGGUGCUGCUGGGUGGCUACUUAAGCCUGGGCGCCCUGGCCUUCGCAGCCUGGGAGGGUUGGUCGCUCCUAGACGGCGCUUACUUCUGCUUUGUAACCCUGUCCACCAUCGGCUUUGGGGACAUGAUCCCUGGCAAGUCCCUCCAGAGGGACUCCCAGGAGGGACAGCUGCAGACGGUCGCUUGCUGCACCUACCUCCUCCUUGGUCUGGUUAUAAUCGCCAUGUCAUUCUCCUUGUUGCAAGAGGAAGUUGUGAGCCGGGGCAGGCACUUCGCCAACGCCGUGGGUCUCGUCAAACGAGAGGAUCUCAGUGUAUGACGUCACAACUGAUCGGAAAGACUAAUCGAGUUGGGGUAUAUAGUUUUGUUACGUUGUGGAAUGUUUAUCCUAAAUAUUGUACAGUGAGGACGAGUGUAUUUUCUUAAAUUUCCAUUUUUGUAAUAUUAUACAUGAAUAGUAAGAAUAAAUAAUUGUUUUCUCUGUG
Homalodisca vitripennis (glassy-winged sharpshooter) is the source of this 1496-nucleotide messenger RNA. RefSeq names its product potassium channel subfamily K member 15-like. NCBI's taxonomy places the organism in Eukaryota, Metazoa, Arthropoda, Insecta, Hemiptera, Cicadellidae. The record is from RefSeq and is a predicted model, not a curated record. Bases 134 to 1330 code for a protein of 398 amino acids. Gene Ontology annotation, molecular function: potassium ion leak channel activity. Gene Ontology annotation, cellular component: membrane. Gene Ontology annotation, biological process: stabilization of membrane potential; potassium ion transmembrane transport. The transcript is spliced from 6 exons.